Molecule: messenger RNA, 4392 nt
Organism: Carcharodon carcharias (great white shark)
Lineage: Eukaryota; Metazoa; Chordata; Chondrichthyes; Lamniformes; Lamnidae
Gene: nckap1
Product: NCK-associated protein 1
Exons: 31
Coding region: 169-3555 (1128 amino acids)
Biological process (GO): cell migration; cell projection assembly; cell morphogenesis
Cellular component (GO): SCAR complex
Source: RefSeq, a predicted model, not a curated record
ACCGGAGGAAGCAGCCUCGGUUUGGGAGAGGGCCACCACCUAGAGAAGGAGCUGAGGGGGAGAGAAGGGAGGUUCAUUGUGUGAUGGAGAUUUCAUCCUUUUAACAGCCUCGGCGAGCAUUGCAAAACCUUUUCUUCGUUGAAAGAAGUACAAAGCUGUGUCGGCACCAUGUCCAGGGCCGUGAUGUCAAGCCAACAGAAGAUCGCCGAGAAGCUGACAAUCCUGAACGACAGGGGGAUUGGUAUGCUGACUCGAAUUUAUAACAUCAAAAAGGCAUGUGGGGAUCCAAAGGCAAAACCAUCAUACUUAAUAGACAAAAACUUGGAAUCUGCUGUCAAAUACAUUGUCAAAAAGUUUCCAGUUGUUGAUACUCGCAACAACAGUCAACAGCUGUCACAACUACAUAAGGAGAAGCAGGAAAUUUUGAAGAACCUGGCACUUUAUUACUUCACGUUUGUGGAUGUCAUGGAAUUUAAGGAUCAUGUGAGUGAACUGCUAAACACUAUUGACGCUUGUCAAGUUUUUUUUGAUAUUACUGUCAAUUUUGAUUUAACCAAAAACUACUUGGACUUGGUUGUAACCUACACAACACUAAUGAUAAUGGUGUCUCGGAUUGAAGAACGGAAGGCAAUUGUAGGCCUCUACAAUUAUGCGCAUGAAAUGCUGCACGGAGCUAGUGAUCGUGAAUAUCCAAGACUUGGUCAGAUGAUUGUAGAUUAUGAAAACCCACUAAAGAAAAUGAUGGAAGAAUUUGUACCACAUAGCAAGUCUUUGUCAGAUGCACUAAUUUCACUCCAGAUGGUUUAUCCUCGACGGAACCUUUCAGCAGAACAAUGGAGAAAUGCCCAGUUAUUAAGCCUAAUCAGUGCUCCCAGCACCAUGCUUAACCCUGCGCAAUCUGAUACGAUGCCAUGUGAAUACCUCUCUUUGGACACAAUGGAGAAAUGGAUUGUUUUUGGUUUUAUCCUGUGCCAUGGAAACCUGAACUCAGAUGCAGCUGCUCUGAGCCUGUGGAAGAUUGCCCUGCAGAGCAGCUCCUGUCUUGCCCUCUUCAGAGACGAGGUGUUCCAUGUUCACAAAGUUGCAGAAGACUUGUUCAUGAACAUAAAAGGUUACAACAAACGUAUAGCAGAUAUACGUGAAUGCAGAGAGACGGCAUUAUCACACGCUGGUCCACUGCACAGAGAGCGGCGCAAAUUUUUGCGAUCUGCUUUAAAGGAGCUUGCCACCGUUCUUGCUGAUCAACCUGGGUUACUAGGUCCAAAGGCACUCUUUGUCUUCAUGGCUCUAUCUUUUGCACGUGAUGAAAUUAUCUGGCUGCUUCGUCAUGCAGAUAACAUUCCAAGAACAAGAAACAGUGAUGAUUUUAUAGACAAACACGUUGCUGAACUGAUCUAUUACAUGGAAGAGCUCAGAGCGCAUGUGCGCAAGUAUGGACCAGUGAUGCAGAGAUAUUAUGUGCAAUAUUUGUCUGGUUUUGAUGCAGUGGUGCUGAAUGAACUUGUGCAGAAUCUUUCUGUGUGUCCAGAAGAUGAAUCCAUCAUUAUGUCUUCCUUUGUGAACACUAUGACUUCCUUAAGUGUAAAGCAAGUUGAAGAUGGAGAAGUAUUUGAUUUCCGAGGAAUGAGACUGGACUGGUUUAGACUGCAGGCAUAUACCAGUGUUUCCAAGGCUUCUCUUAAUUUGUCAGAUCACAAGGAGUUAGGAAAAAUGAUGAAUACUAUUAUUUUUCACACAAAAAUGGUAGAUUCUUUGGUUGAAAUGCUGGUGGAAACUUCAGAUCUCUCUAUCUUCUGUUUUUACAGUCGUGCUUUUGAGAAGAUGUUUCACCAGUGCUUGGAGUUGCCCUCGCAGUCACGAUAUUCAAUUGCUUUCCCACUGGUUUGCACGCAUUUUAUGAGUUGCACUCAUGAAUUGUGCCCUGAAGAGAGGCAUCACAUUGGAGAUCGCAGUCUUUCCCUGUGCAACAUGUUCCUCGAUGAAAUGGCAAAGCAAGCCCGCAAUCUCAUCACAGACAUAUGUACAGAGCAGUGCACCCUUAGUGACCAGUUAUUGCCAAAACAUUGUGCCAAGACUAUCAGUCAAGCAGUAAAUAAAAAGUCCAAAAAGCAGACUGGAAAGAAAGGGGAACCUGAAAGGGAGAAACCUGGAGUGGAGAGCAUGAGAAAGAACAGGCUACUGGUUACCAAUUUGGACAAACUUCACACUGCUCUUUCUGAGCUUUGUUUCUCUAUCAAUUAUGUUCCUAAUUUAGUUGUCUGGGAGCACACUUUUACACCACGCGAGUAUUUGACUUCACAUUUGGAAAUCCGCUUUACUAAAUCAAUUGUGGGAAUGACAAUGUACAAUCAAGCUACGCAAGAGAUUGCCAAGCCUUCUGAGCUACUGACAAGUGUAAAAGCCUACAUGACUGUACUCCAGUCCAUUGAAAACUAUGUGCAGAUUGAUAUCACCAGAGUUUUUAACAAUGUUCUUCUCCAGCAGACACAACAUUUAGAUAGUCAUGGUGAACCAACCAUAACUAGCUUAUACACCAAUUGGUAUCUAGAAACUCUUCUGCGACAAGUCAGCAAUGGGCACAUUGCGUACUUUCCAGCUAUGAAGGCAUUUGUGAACCUGCCUACUGAGAGUGAACUGACGUUUAAUGCGGAGGAAUAUUCAGACAUCUCUGAAAUGAGGGCUCUUUCAGAACUUCUGGGCCCAUAUGGAAUGAAGUUUUUAAGUGAAAGCCUGAUGUGGCACAUUUCCUCACAGGUGGCAGAGCUCAAGAAAUUAGUUGUGGAGAAUGUUGACGUGCUAACUCAAAUGAGGACAAGCUUUGAUAAGCCAGACCAGAUGGCAGCACUCUUCAAAAGAUUAACAUCGGUUGACAGCGUAUUGAAGAGAAUGACAAUAAUUGGUGUUAUAUUAUCAUUCCGUUCACUAGCACAGGAAGCACUCAAAGAUGUCCUGUCCUGCCACAUUCCCUUCCUGGUGAGUUCAGUUGAAGAUUUCAAGGACCACAUUCCAAGGGAGACAGAUAUGAAGGUCGCAAUGAAUGUGUAUGAGCUUUCUUCAGCAUCUGGCUUGCCUUGUGAAAUUGACCCGGCAUUGGUGGUAGCUCUAUCAUCGCAGAAAUCAGAGAAUAUUAGUCCAGAGGAAGAAUAUAAAAUUGCCUGCCUCCUUAUGGUGUUUGUUGCUGUUUCGCUUCCAACUCUAGCCAGCAAUGUCAUGUCCCAGUACAGUCCUGCUAUUGAAGGACACUGCAACAAUAUUCAUUGUUUGGCCAAAGCUAUAAACCAAAUUGCUGCUGCCUUGUUCACCAUUCAUAAAGGAAGCAUUGAAGACCGUCUUAAAGAAUUCCUUGCUCUUGCUUCUUCAAGUUUGCUGAAAAUUGGACAAGAGACUGACAAAACCACUACCAGAAACAGAGAAUCUGUUUAUUUACUGCUUGACAUGAUUGUACAAGAGUCUCCUUUCCUGACAAUGGACCUGCUGGAAUCUUGCUUUCCUUAUGUCCUCCUGCGAAAUGCUUACCAUGCUGUCUACAAGCAAAGUGUUACAUCUUCUGCUUAAAUUGGAAUUUAAUGGAGGCAGGAUCCAAGUUAACUAAAUGUUCUGCAGUGCUGGUUUACAAGCUAACAACUGUAGAAUUGUUUCACUUUAUAGUCUAAAAAUGUUAUGAAACUGAAUCAUUUUUCAUAAACAUACAUUGUAGACCAGUGGUUUCUAUUAUGUUAUUGAUAUGCUUGACUGAUUUGCUGAAUAGUGACAAAGCUGAAUGGUUUUACUUUAAAUGCAGCUACAUUUGUUAAAAUUACACUACAAUGUUGAUUGAAUUUUAAAAAUCAUAAGAAACAGCUCUUUUGAAACCAUCUUCCGUAAAGCUGUAUUAAGAUGCAGAGAAAAAUUCAUCUAAUUAUUUGAAGAUGAUUUUCCUUCUGUGUAUAAAUUAUUUCAGAUAAGGCAAGAAAAGAUUUGAACUUGUCAUUCUUCUUUGACAGUAAAUGGGAUGGAUGGAUUAUUAUUUGCAUUUAUGUGGAUUUAUUAUGAUAAUUCUGGUUUUAAUUUUAAAUAAUUGCUAUAUUAGUUACUCUGAAAUACAUUAUGUAAUAUCUACAAAUUCUAUAGGAAUGCUGAAACCUCCAAAAACAAUUCUAGCAAUCCACUGCGCAUUACAACAGAAGUGAUGUUUGUAUAAAGCAUAGUAUAAUUUUUUUUAUAAAACUAACUUCAGUGGAGAGCUUGUUGAGAUUCACACUACCAUUGUACCCAGUUGUAUGGUAUGACUAUGAAUAUUUAUCACAUAUUGAUAAAAUGGUAGCCCUUAACCUCUUUUAUAUGUUUUACAUUUUUCAAGUUUUAGUGUAUCUUCCAUAACAAACAAUAAAACACCAGGUUACUUCACGUUCA